ACAUAGAACACUACUCAUAUAGAGAGAGAAGGGGAAAACAUAAGAAAAGAAAAUAAAAAGAAAAGAGAGUGAGAAACCAAAAGAUGACAACCGCCAUGAAUGACAAUAAGGUUGAUCAAGAUCACUUGGUACUCCUCUCCCAAUUGUACCCUGGCGUAUACACACAAAUGGUUCCACAACAAGGUGAGCCAAAACCACGACGCAGGCGAAAGAAGAACAAAGGAGGAGAAAACGGAGUUACUGCUGCCAAGAAGAGGAAGCUCAGUGCUGACCAGGUUAAUCUUCUUGAGAUGAAUUUUGGUAACGAACAUAAGCUGGAGUCUGAGAGAAAAGACAGGCUUGCUUCAGAACUUGGACUUGAUCCCCGUCAAGUUGCUGUUUGGUUUCAAAACCGAAGGGCUCGCUGGAAGAACAAGAAACUUGAGGAGGAGUACACUAAGUUGAAGACAGCCCAUGAGAAUAUUGUUGUUGAGAAAUGUCACCUUGAAUCUGAGGUUUUGAAGCUUAAAGAGAAGCUUUCAGAAGCAGAGAAAGAGAUUCAACGACUAACAGAGCGUGUUGAUGGAGUUUCGAGUAAUAGUUGUAGUCCAACUCUGUCUAUGGAAGCCAUGGACGCACCGUUUCUCGGAGAAUUUGGGAUGGAAGGAUAUGGAGAUAUUUUUUACAUGCCAGAAACCAAUUACAUUCAUGGUAUGGAAUGGUUUAAUCAGUAUAUGUAAUUAACUAGCCUAAUUUUAGCAUAUGUAGAUAGUAAUUAGGCAACAAGCUAGUGUAAAUUUUCCCUCUAUCUAGCUACUUCCUUAUCAUUGAGGUGUUUUAGUUGGAAAUGCCAUUAAUUAAGUAAAUUAAUUUGCCUUUCAGACAAAUUCUAUGAUACAACCGAAA
Messenger RNA from Hevea brasiliensis (rubber tree), 885 nucleotides. Its product is annotated as homeobox-leucine zipper protein ATHB-40. Bases 84 to 719 code for a protein of 211 amino acids. Gene Ontology annotation, molecular function: DNA-binding transcription factor activity, RNA polymerase II-specific; sequence-specific DNA binding. Gene Ontology annotation, biological process: positive regulation of DNA-templated transcription. Lineage: Eukaryota; Viridiplantae; Streptophyta; Magnoliopsida; Malpighiales; Euphorbiaceae. Gene Ontology annotation, cellular component: nucleus. The transcript has 3 exons. The record is from RefSeq and is a predicted model, not a curated record.